AUGGACUUUCCCGGAGGCGCCACCACCAACAUACAUCUAAUUGAUGGCUUCUCCACCAUCUACUGGCGAAUCUACACGGAGGAGUCUGGCAUCACAACUCAUCCCCAGGAAGGGCCUGCCAAUGGCUAUACGAUAUUGAAACAUCUCGGCCGUCUCAAGCAUCUAGAGGCUCGAUUGAGAAAUAUAGCCUGUUUAGCAUCAUGCCCAAGGCGGCUAGGCUUGUGGGUGUUCUCACCUACCCCAACCUUCGAGAGUUUGGGGCCCGUGUAUGUCACAGAUGGAGACAUCGAAACCACGAAGAUCUUUGUGGAUACAACCACCCUCAAAGUCUCGGCAUCGGGAAGUAUCGCAUGCCAAGAUUUGAUAAAGGGCCUCUCGUCGGAGACCCAGAAUCAACAAGGAUCUCAACCUGCACCAUCACAAAGGCCGCAGCAAUCUCAACCCUCUGCGCGGCGAUCUGAUGGAUACAGUAGUUCAGCUGCCAUAUACGCCGCCUUCGUCUCAGCAGUCACCGGUGCUUUAAGUCUCCAUCUGGUUCGAAACUAUGGCGCUCUACCCAUUGGAUCGCGAAGCCUCUUUACUGCAGUGGACAAGACUGGAUAUGAAAGUCCGAGAAUCGAUAAUGAGAGCUUGUUCUCUACACCUAGCCUGACAACACUAAGUGUUCAACUGAAUGCGCCGGGUACUUUGACCGUCUCGACACAGACAAUCCCCCAGGCUGGCAUUAUACGAUUAUUUAGCCCUCAUGACGAUAUAUCAGAUAUUUUCCGAGUGCAACCAGGGACUGAUCUCUGGCUAUGUCCCAAUGGAGCUAUCGCAAGACUCGUCACGGCGAAUAUCGAACCGCCGACAGUCCCUUCACCUGGCUUUCCUAGCUCGGCAGAUACCACUGCGAAAAGGACACAAUGGAAAUGGGACGUUGUGCAAUGGUUAGCCAAUUUCGGAUUGCAGAUUGAUUCAAUCGACGAGGAACCCUGGGUUGAGGUGGAGGUUUGGGAACCCUUCUUUGCAAGACUCGCUGGAGAUGCAUGGCGCCAAAAUGACGAGCCCCAAUCUGCACUUCCGCUAAAACGCAUGCUUUGGCCUGCAAGAUUCUGCUUUAGGAGGGCUGUUGCGUCGAUACGGUCUUCUUGGCCCAAGACUCUUCUUCCUGACCCACUCGAAUUCGCGGAGCAGUGGUCCCCAGAUGUCAGUCAACUGAAACCCAACCAAAAUCCCCCAAACACUCGAGCAUUUGAGGAAGCGCAACUCAAAGAUGAGGACAUGCGCUCGCCGAGGGUGGAUAACGGGGAACAUAUUGAGAGCCUCUCUCGAAUGGCGCAAUAUCCAGACCUCCAACAUACCAACUUGGUCUACCCUACUCCACCCGACGGAGCUGCGGCAAUUGGAAUCAAUAAUCUAAAUCCAUCCGAUAUUUUUCCUGAGGACAACGAUUUUCUCUCUCCCUCUGUGCCUCAGGAAAUCAAACCCCUUCCAAAAACCGAACUCUCCCCGCAAAUUUGUAUAGGUACGGGGCGAUAUGAUGCAAGCGACGAUGAAGAUCUCUUUGGCGAGAUGAAUGACAAAGACUUCGGAACCAAGGGAAUCACCGAUGCGGACUUCAGCUUCUUUGACGAUCCAGAUCUCGACGACAUGAAUGAUGAUAUGCAGGUUGACCAGGCUCAUGAAACGCCACAGGCUACAAUGGAAAGUACACAGUGUGAGGAAGAAGUCGGUUUGGGUGAUAAAAUACCUGCUGCCAUUGCUUCACCAGAAGCCACCAAAGCUGAAGAAGUCCCCAAGCUGGAAGAACCUCCUCCUCCUCCUCAAAUCAAGCCGGAUCCCGAACCAGCCGAUGGUCCGAUGGAAUGGGAAAAGCCCCUGCGGCCCUCUCCACGCCCUGCCAGCCAAACCAUCAGUCCUCCGCUAAGUCCUGUGGAGAUUAAAAAGAUUCUUUCCUCAAGCUCUCGGGCAGGGGAUCGCAGAUACAGUGAAGGGGAUCAUCAACAGGGUCAUUACCAAGCUGUCACUUUCGGCAGGAAGCUGGGAGACUGGAAUCAAAAGUAUGGGGCGACAGGAAAGUUUUGGUUCUCUCCCGGGAGUACGACAGAACCUUCAGCGAAAGACUUGGAUGCGAUUCCAACCGUCGGCUUGCCGCAUCGUGGUCGAAUUGUGAAUUCUGCCAGCAAUAAGUCUGGUGGUAACAAUGCAAUGCAGGCUGUCAUAGACAGCCGCUACCGAGAGUCCUCGGGUUCCAGUGCCUGCAGCAGCGAUGAAGAUGAAGACCCUGAUGAGAUUCCUUCGGAACAUGCGUCAACCCCGGCUGUACCCCCUCAAUUGAAGAGAAAGCGUGCUCCUUCUGAAUCGGACAUUCAAUCCGCUGCGUCUCCAGCCAAAUCCCCAGCUGCCCCCGAUGGGAGCGCGGGAAGCAAAGUCGAGAACACCACAUUUCUGGGCAACUUUCUUGCCAGCUUCUCCGAUUGGAGUUUUCCUGGUUACUUCUCGGCUCUUCAAAUUCAACAACUCCCCAUCCUUCUUCGGCGUGAAGAACAGAUUCCCAUCGCUCAAUUACUUGUCGAUCAAAUUACACAGUCAUCACUGGAUCAUCCACUGGGUGGACAGAUUGGAUUAUUUGCUCUUGAAAGUGAGGGCACGUCAUUCCGGGAAUGUCUCGAAGAUGCAACCUUCUUGGGUCACAUCGAAAAGCUCGAUCUCAAAGGAUACAUGUCGUUGCAAGAAGACGUGGUACAAAACUCUUCGCAGCAGCCCACCAAGGACUCGGUGAGAGGCACUAUUUCAAAAUUGCCUGCGCCGCAUCUACGGGUUCGUCGUGGCAAGGAAUAUUUGGAGACUCUUCCGCCUGCCAUGUCUUUCUGGGAGACGUUUGGUUUGGAGCCGGCUCAUGGAACCAAAGACAUCUCGGCUUACUGUAUUCAUCCUCAAGCUGCUGGGAAAGCAGCGGACGCAUUCCUGGAUCGAUUUGGCCUUUCCUAUCAAAGCUGCAACUUCGGUACUCACGCCCGAGGGAACCAAUCGUCAGGAUUCAACCGAGGUCUGAAGGAAUGGGCCUCGGAGUUGUCAGGCUACGCUUCCAUGAUGCAGUCCCUCCUGAGGCUGUGUGAGGAAUUAGGUUCCAACCUGUCGCAAUCUGCUAUACCCAGCACGAAUACUUGUGUUGUCUAUAUCAUAAACCCCUUCCCUCAUGCAGCAGCCCUGGCGGACAUUUGUGCGGCUUUCUGGAAUCUUUUCCAACAACUGGUUACCGAUGCCGACUGUCGACAGACCAAGCAGGUCAAUGAGGUUGCUCUGCAGAUUAUUCCGAUGGAUUUCAUCAUGUCAGAGGAGUCUAUAGUUGUGCCAACUCAGACUGAAUAUCUGAAUCUGGCUCUUGAAGUCUAUAGCCGCUGUCGCCUAAAGGACGCCGAUACCAACCCUCUACUCUGUGCUCCGGCGAUCCUGCUAGCUGAAAACCUACCCAAGAACAUCAACUUCCGGCUUGCCCCCGAGAAGGGAUCACCAUUGCAAGAUGGGCGAAGUCUCCAUAUCGCGUGCUCCAAAAGCGCUGACCAGCGCUGGGUGUCCGCAGCGUGGUCCGAUGGAACAGGAUGCCUCCAGACGACCAUGUCCUAUUGUCUUCGCUAUCGUAACAGAGGCUCUGCCAGGACGAUUGCUGAAGUGCGCAAUGAGAUUUGGGCUACCACGAAGCACAUCAUGGAUAAGUUUGAAACUCGGUGGAAGGUUGUGCUCGUCAAUACCGAGCCGAUGGAUCCGGAUGAGGUUGACGGAUGGACCAAUCUAGCUGAGCAACAAAACAAGAUGCGACCGGGAUCCUUGGAGCUGACCAUUGUGACCGUUAACACUCUCCCCGAUCUCACCCUCAACACUCCUGCUUCCCCGAUGAGCACAGGCGUUGUCAACCCUCACUUCUCAUCUACCCCUGUCUCAACACCCAACCCAAGUGUCAGCAUUGCCUCUCCCGAGCAAGCUGGCAAUGCUCCAACCCCAAGCGCAGUCUACAAUGCGCCCACACCUACCGAACCGUCUCUUGAACCCGACUCUGAGGCCGUUCUCACCGAUAUCUACGACGAUUCUUGGGCAGUCGUCCUCUCACACCGCCUCAACACCUCUCCCCAUGUCACCGAACUGCGCCCCGCUCUGGCUAGCGGGUAUCUGCUUCGGCGCAAGGGCGCGACCGACAGCGAGGGCGUCUUCUCAAUUACCGUUAACCUUCUAUUCUCGCAGCGCCCUUCCGUGUCUCACGAGAAUGUUCUCAAGGAUACCUUGUCUAUGUAUCGGGACUUGGCAUGUCUUGCUCGAGCACGGGGCAUGCGCAGUGUCCAGGGCAACACGCUGCCCUGGCAUAUCGUGACGGCUCUGCGAGCCCAGGAGCUCCUGAGUUAUGUUUUCUAA
This is a messenger RNA of Penicillium canariense, 4389 nucleotides long. RefSeq lists its product as uncharacterized. Bases 1 to 4389 code for a protein of 1462 amino acids. Gene Ontology annotation, cellular component: mediator complex. The record is from RefSeq and is a predicted model, not a curated record. Gene Ontology annotation, biological process: regulation of transcription by RNA polymerase II. Gene Ontology annotation, molecular function: transcription coregulator activity. The transcript has 4 exons. Lineage: Eukaryota; Fungi; Ascomycota; Eurotiomycetes; Eurotiales; Aspergillaceae.